UUCAUUUCCCCUAAGGGUUACUUAACUAACAUUCAAACAAUAAUACAAUAAAGCCAAUUUCAUUUGUGUGGCUAUUGAUAAAUUCUCAAUUAAAUCCAUAGAUUCUUUUAUUCAUUUAUUUAUUUGUUUAUUUAUUUAUUUAUUUAUAAUAUUAUUUCUAUCUUUGUACUCACUCUUUGCUCCACUCACUUCAGCUUUCUUCAUCACACUAUAAAGUCUUCCUCCCACCUCUCUUUUUGUCAAUCUAAUCCAAAGACUUUGGAGCUAACUUCCAUUUGUUCUGCUUCCAAUUCAAUAAUCUUUACCAAACUUGUUUUUGGUUUCCAAUAAUUAUGGCAACUUCUGUUACAAAUGUUGGAGCCAUUAACAUGGCACAGUUGAGAUUGAAUGGCUCUAGCAAUGGAAUUCCUAUGACAAGUUCAGCAUUUUUUGGAAAAAGCCUUAAGAAAACCAGUUCACUGAUUUCCAGCCAGAAGAGUUUGUCUGGUAAUUUCAAGGUUUCCGCGCAGGUCGAAUAUGAUGAGGAAAAGCAGACCUCAAAGGACAGAUGGGCUGGACUUGCUUAUGACACCUCAGAUGAUCAGCAAGAUAUCACUAGAGGGAAGGGAAAGGUGGACAGUGUUUUCCAAGCUCCAAUGGGAUCUGGAACUCACUAUGCUAUCAUGAGUUCCUAUGAUUAUAUUAGUGCCGGCCUUCGCCAGUACAAUAUGGACAAUACAAUUGAUGGCUUGUAUAUUGCACCAGCAUUUAUGGACAAGCUUGUUGUUCAUAUCACCAAGAACUAUCUAAGCUUGCCAAGUGUUAAGAUUCCUCUCAUUUUGGGAAUUUGGGGAGGAAAAGGUCAAGGGAAGUCAUUUCAAUGUGAGCUUGUCUUUGCCAAGAUGGGAAUCAGCCCUAUAAUGAUGAGUGCUGGAGAAUUAGAAAGUGGAAAUGCCGGAGAGCCUGCAAAGUUGAUUAGGCAAAGGUACCGUGAGGCGGCCGACAUUAUCAAAAAAGGAAAGAUGUGUUGUCUCUUCAUCAAUGAUCUUGAUGCAGGAGCUGGUAGACUUGGUGGCACUACUCAAUACACAGUCAACAACCAGAUGGUAAAUGCAACCCUUAUGAACAUUGCUGACAACCCUACCAAUGUUCAACUUCCUGGUAUGUACAACAAGGAGGAUAAUCCUCGCGUCCCUAUCAUAGUCACCGGUAAUGAUUUCUCAACAUUGUAUGCUCCUUUAAUUCGUGAUGGUCGUAUGGAAAAAUUCUACUGGGCGCCUACUCGUGAGGAUCGGAUCGGUGUCUGUCAAGGUAUUUUCAGGUCAGAUGGUGUCCCUAAGGAUGACGUUGUCAAGCUUGUUGACACUUUCCCUGGACAGUCCAUUGACUUUUUUGGUGCUUUGAGGGCUAGAGUGUAUGAUGAUGAAGUCAGGAAUUGGAUUUCUGGUAUUGGUGUCGAGAGUAUUGGGAAAAGGCUUGUGAAUUCAAAGGAAGGACCUCCAACUUUUGAGCAACCAAAAAUGACUAUUGACAAGCUACUAGAGUAUGGAAAUAUGCUUGUUCAAGAACAAGACAAUGUAAAGAGAGUUCAGUUAGCUGACAAAUACCUCAGUGAGGCAGCUCUUGGUGAUGCAAAUGAUGAUGCUAUCAAGACUGGAAACUUCUACGGACAAGGAGCUCAGCAAGUUAAUUUUCCUGUCCAACAAGGUUGUGCUGACCCUUAUGCAGAAAACUAUGAUCCAACAGCCAGAAGUGACAAUGGAAGCUGCACAUACAAUUUGUAGUUGAAUUUUAAGUGUACAGAUAAAUAUGGAGAUUUGUAAAAGCAGUCUAAAAAACAUGUUACUAUGUUUCGUAGAUCAUUCACCAUAUUUUAUAUAAUGUGUAUUAAUCUCAACUCUAGGUUAUACAUUUUGUGUUAUUGCUUGUGUAUCCUAUGGUUGAGUUUUAUUUUAUGAAUGACAUCUUAUAGAUGGCAUUGUUUUGGCAA
Trifolium pratense (red clover) is the source of this 1969-nucleotide messenger RNA. Its product is annotated as ribulose bisphosphate carboxylase/oxygenase activase, chloroplastic-like. The coding region runs from base 333 to 1763 and encodes 476 amino acids. The transcript has 6 exons. Gene Ontology annotation, molecular function: ATP hydrolysis activity; ribulose-1,5-bisphosphate carboxylase/oxygenase activator activity; ATP binding. Lineage: Eukaryota; Viridiplantae; Streptophyta; Magnoliopsida; Fabales; Fabaceae. Gene Ontology annotation, cellular component: thylakoid; chloroplast stroma. The record is from RefSeq and is a predicted model, not a curated record.